This is a messenger RNA of Miscanthus lutarioriparius, 1149 nucleotides long. Lineage: Eukaryota; Viridiplantae; Streptophyta; Magnoliopsida; Poales; Poaceae. The record is from the annotation of a GenBank genome assembly.
AUGCGCCAGCCACGGUCCGGGCCGGGGAAGAGGCGGGGCCGCGGGCCGCGCAUCCCCGCGGCGACGCUUCGGAAGCAGAAGGCGGCGCUGGCGAACGUUGACCAGAUCACCGGCGCCAAGAUUCCCAAGAGCUUCGUCUUCUCCCGCGGCAAACUCCCCCCCACGCUCCGCCACCUCCAGCAGGACCUCCGCAAGGUCAUGCUCCCCUACACUGCCCUCAAUCUCAAGGAGAAGAAGCGAAAUAACCUCAAGGACUUUGUCAAUGUUGCCGGUCCGUUGGGUGUGACACAUUUCCUAAUCCUCUCAAACCCCAAAAGCCUGCCACAUUUGCGCUUUGCCAAAUCACCGCAGGGCCCAACAUUCACAUUUCAGAUAGAGGAGUACUCACUUGCGGCAGACAUUGCAAACUCCCAGAAGCGCCCAAGGUGCCCACCAGGGAUAUUCCAGAACUCACCACUGGUUGUACUUGGUGGGUUGACAGGUCUCGGCAACCCUUUCAGGAGUUUGGUUGAAUACUUCCAGCAUAUGUUCCCUGCUGUUGACCCAAGCACUGUCAAGCUGGCAACAUGCCAAAGGAUUCUGUUGUUAAAACAUGAUAAAGAGAAGGAUGUUAUUGAAUUCCGGCAUUACUCCAUCAAGCUCCAGCCUGUUGGUGUUAGUCGCAGGAUUAGAAAGCUCAUGCAAAACAAUCAAGUGCCUGAUCUACGAGAAUAUAAAGAUGUUAGUGAUUUCGUGACAAAAGCUGGGUAUGGAUCAGAAAGUGAAGUAGAUGAUGAAGCAGCAAUGGUAAACCUGCCAAGUGAUGUUGACAAAUUAAACCGGGCAUCGAGAAAAAGUGCUGUCAGACUCCAGGAGAUUGGACCAAGGAUGACUAUGCGCCUAGUUAAAGUAGAAGCUGGGCUAUGUUCAGGAGAUGUCUUAUACCCAUGGCCUGUGGAGAAGGAAGUGGUGGGAAAGAAAGGAACAGAAACUGGGGAAGAAGUAGGACAAGAAGAUGAGGAUGAUGCUGAUGCCACAGAUGAGUCCGAGGAUGAGAUGGAGUCUAAGAUUUCUUAUUCUUGUCGGGGUUUCAGAGGGACGGACAUGAUGCCCUACACAACUACAAAGGCUUUGUUUGGUUAUGCUGGUACUGGUAUUGGGUUGGCAUGA